Sceloporus undulatus (fence lizard) is the source of this 2840-nucleotide messenger RNA. RefSeq names its product zinc finger C4H2-type containing (gene ZC4H2). The record is from RefSeq and is a predicted model, not a curated record. NCBI's taxonomy places the organism in Eukaryota, Metazoa, Chordata, Lepidosauria, Squamata, Phrynosomatidae. The coding region runs from base 820 to 1740 and encodes 306 amino acids. The transcript is spliced from 5 exons. Gene Ontology annotation, biological process: positive regulation of neuron differentiation. Gene Ontology annotation, cellular component: nucleus.
GCCAUAGCAUGUAUGAAAAGGAAGGCAUUAACUGCUUCUAGCUUUUUCACUUGGUCUUUUUCAAGACUGCUCAAGGCUUCCAGUGCCCAAAACGAUAUCUGAGAUGAAUCAGCCGUCUCGAUCUGCUGUAUAUGAAAUCAAGCCUGUGACCUACUUACGCGAAUAUGAAAUGUUCUCAGUCUUCUAUGGUAUAAGGCAGAAGGCUUUCCCCAUUGUCUUUGCUAGUUGGGAUCCUUUGUUUGGAGGUGGGAGUCUUUGGGUUUAGGACCUUCUGAAUAAAGCGGGCCCUUGGUAUCCAUUGGGGUUUGGACUCAGAAAUAAAUAAGGAUUGGAGAACUUAUAACUGUCCAGAUUGAGCCAACAUAGCAUAGCAGUUUGAAGUUGGACUAUGACUCCGGAGAUCAGGGUUCGAUUCCCGCUUGGCCGUGAAACCCACUGAGUGACCUUUGCCAAGUCACAUACUCUCAGCCUCAGAGGAAAGCAAUGGCAAACCUCCUCUGAACAAAUCUUGCCAUGAAAAGGUUUGCCUUUGGGUCGCCGUAAGAUGGAACUGACUUGAAAGCCCACAACAACAAUAGCUCCCAUCAUCCAUAGCCUGCCUGAAGUGUGAUGGAAAUAGUAGUUCAUCCAUCUUUGAAGGAUGAAAGGGUACUUGAUCUUGAUGGAGAGACAGGGUAUAAACAAAAUUAUUUAAUUAUUACUAUUCUUAUUAUUAUCAUUCAUCUCUGUUCUAAAUGAAAGCUUAUAACCCUGCUGGUUUUCAAGUUCCUAUUUGUCCAAAGCUCUUGGGAAUGAAAUCAAGGUGAUGCUGGCUGGUGCAUGGAAAUUAUCUUUCACCCCCUUUCGCUGCCCUUUUGGCUUCACAGAGAAAGCAACUGUAGGGUUUUCACACUAGUCCGGGUUGCUGGUGAACCCAUAAUGAGAACGGGGUUGUAUUUUCCUUUCCUCUUUCUGAUCAUCUCCACAGCAUUUGAAAUGAGAGGACUUCGGAGAGAGCCGGCGGCUCAAAGGGAUGCCAUGGCUUCCUGCUGCUGCGAAAACCUUGGUGCUAAUGAGGUGCUCCAAAAGAGAAGACAAGCAGAGACAAAAAUGAACAAAGUGGCGCAGUGGUCGCAAUGGAAUAAGACUCUGCAGAUGGAGAAGAUCAAGGCCCGCUUGAAGGCUGAAUUUGAAGCGCUAGAAUCGGAGGAGAGGCACCUGAAGGAAUACAAGCAGGAGAUGGACCUCCUGCUGCAGGAGAAGAUGGCGCACGUGGAGGAACUGCGCCUCAUCCAUGCCGACAUCAACGUUAUGGAGAACACGAUCAAACAGUCUGAGAAUGACCUCAACAAGCUCUUGGAGUCCACCCGGCGUCUGCAUGAAGAGUACAAACCUCUCAAGGAGCAUGUCGAUGCCUUGAGGAUGACUUUGGGCUUGCAGAGGUUGCCAGAUCUGUGUGAGGAGGAAGAGAAGCUCUCCCUAGAUUACUUUGAAAAGCAGAAAGCUGAGUGGCAGACGGAGCCACAGGAGCCUCCAAUUCCAGAAUCCUUGGCAGCAGCAGCUGCAGCUGCCCAGCAAUUGCAAGUCGCCAGAAAACAGGACACCAGACAGACAGCAACCUUUCGACAGCAGCCGCCACCCAUGAAGGCUUGCUUGUCGUGCCAUCAGCAGAUCCACCGGAACGCACCCAUUUGUCCUCUGUGCAAAGCCAAAAGCCGGUCCCGGAACCCCAAGAAGCCCAAAAGGAAGCAAGAUGAAUGAAAAGGCAGUUGGAGGAGGAACCCUGUGACCCGUCGUACCCGUCCCUUUCCGGUAGAACUGUACUUGUGACCCGAAUUCACCCCAAGGCAAAACAAGAGUGUGAUUUGAGCUUCUUUUUUUAAAUAAUGUGAUGUAAGCACAACUGUUUUGUUGGGGCUUAAUUCUUUUUUAUGAUUAUUAUUUUGGUCUAGUCUUGGAUCCUUUUGCUUUUUAGGAAAGUAUUAAUGGUGCUACAUAGGUAACCUGUUGGUCGUCCCUGUUGUUGGACUCACAAAUAAGUCCUGUACCAGGCUUCGGGUGAAGGUGGAAGGACCUUUUGUACAGGGAAAAUGAAGGAUGGCCUCUGUCCAGUUUACAUUUCAUCUUUUAUUUAGUAGAUAGACUGAAGACUUUUUUCUACUCAUCUCGCAAACCUGCCCUUGCUUCCCAUUCCCCCUUUUUGCUUUUGAUGGCUACGGUAUUUUUGUACUGAGGUUCUACUUUUCCAGUCGUCUCCAAAGCUUGAGAAUCUUUCAUGGGAGAAAUGUGUAUUCAUGGAGUGCGUAAUGUUUGCUUACUCUUGUUUUAGUUCCCCCGCCUUGCCGGAUAUGUCUCCUUGCUUUUAAAAAGGCAAAAUAGUGAAGUUUGGUGCUUAAGAGAAUCCAUGCUUCUGCAUAAUCUGUGUACAGUGAUUGUUUUUCUAAUGAAUUCAGCAACUUUGCUCCCUAUCUCUACCUUGUCAUUUUUCCUCCUUUUGCAUAAUGUUUAACGGUGUUUCCAGUCAUGGAACAACUGCAAAUACUUACUGGAAAUACUGGGAAUUGAACUGGAAUUCAAAAUGGGAGGAAGAGAUGCUUCUUUAGCAUUGCUCACUGUGAGUUGUCCCUGCUGAAUUCAAAGAAAGUCUUGACUAGCAAAGACCUGGGGCCCUUUCACACACGACACAAAUUGUAUUGCAAUUGCAUUGCUGUGAUCCCACUUUAACUGCCAUGGCCUACAGUCAGAGUUAAGGCAACUCACUGGUGUAAUGAUAAACAGAUUCAAAAUGUACUUUUUAGGGCUCACACAUUAACCCUAACAUUCACUUUAAGAUGAUGAUUAAUAAAUAACUUAGGUCCAGA